This is a messenger RNA of Bufo bufo (common toad), 1299 nucleotides long. It is a transcript of the gene PGP, whose product is annotated as phosphoglycolate phosphatase. The transcript is spliced from 2 exons. The record is from RefSeq and is a predicted model, not a curated record. Gene Ontology annotation, cellular component: cytoplasm. Gene Ontology annotation, molecular function: sn-glycerol 3-phosphatase activity. Bases 80 to 1000 code for a protein of 306 amino acids. NCBI's taxonomy places the organism in Eukaryota, Metazoa, Chordata, Amphibia, Anura, Bufonidae.
CUGUCGCGGUUCCCGGUCCCUCCCCGUCUCCUCCUCUCUGACAGAAGAAGUCACAGCCGGCGGCGUCCACCGAGACAAGAUGGCGACCUCCAAGUGUACGCGGCUGACAGGAGACCUUUCCCGCCGGUUUCUGGCUUCGGUGGACACGGUUCUCUUUGACUGUGACGGAGUGUUAUGGCGGGGGGACGAGGCGGUACCGGGGGCCCCGGAGCUCGUCACCGGUCUUCGGAAGAGCGGGAAGCGGGUCUUCUACCUGACGAAUAACAGCACGAAGACCCGGGCCAUGUACGCCGACAAGCUGGGGCGCUUGGGCUUCGGCGCGGAGCCGGGGGAGGUGUUCGGCACCGCCUACUGCACGGCCCGGUAUCUGCGGGAUGUGGCUCGGCUCCGGGGCAAGGUCUACCUGAUCGGAGGGACGGCGCUGAGCCAGGAGCUGGAGGCGGCGGGGAUCCCGCACGUGGGGAGCGGCCCGGAGCCGGUGACGGGCGGCACGAAGGAAUGGGCGGCCCUGAAGAAGGAGCCGGACGUGCGGGCUGUGGUGGUCGGCUUCGACGAGCACUUCAGCUACAUGAAGCUGACCCGAUCGCUCCAGUAUCUGCAGGACCCGGACUGUCUGUUCAUCGCCACCAACACGGACACCCGCCUGCCGCUGGAGGGAGGGCGCGCCAUCCCCGGAACCGGCUGCUUGGUGCGAGCGGUAGAAACUGCCGCUCACCGCAAAGCCCAGGUCAUUGGAAAGCCCAACUCCUUCCUCUACGACUGUGUAGUCAGUGAAUGCGGCUUGGAUCCCGAAAGGACUGUGAUGGUGGGAGAUCGCCUGGACACGGACAUCCAGAUGGGAUCCACGUGCCGGAUCCGCACACUCUUGACCCUCACCGGAUUCUCUACUCUGGAGGACGCAAAGUCCUAUCAAGAAAGCGGCAACCUCUCCAUGGUCCCGGACUUCUACGUGGACUCCGUUGCUGAUCUGUUACCAGCCCUGUCUUCUGCUGAUCAGUGACCCGUCUCUCCAGGCAAGAGAACUGGAAGAUUGCCGCCGAUGACUUGAUUGACUCAUUUAUGCCCGCUUUCCUUCUGGCUUGAGCCAUCUUUGUGAUGAUUGCGUUCUCCUGUCGGUCCGUGGUUUGCCUACUUUGGUACAUGCGCUCAGGUCCGCACAGCCUCCAUUUUAAUAAUAUAUUUUAUCAGAAGUAACGGUCAUGUUCUGCCAGCCUGUCCGAGGUGUGAUCGAUCCAUGGCCAAAUUUACCUAUAGAAGUUCACAUCUAAUUUAUUUUAUAAUACAGAAUGAGACAUUUUA